AGCCAAACACACCAGCUUCUCGAGGGUUGACAAUGUAUCCUCCGUCAGUCCCAAGCAUCACCGUCGACUUUUCUUAGGAUGCUUGCUUGUGGGGUAUCUAUCAGCUUGUAGAGACCCUCGGCAACCAUGCAGACCAUUCCCAGUCUGGUGGGAACUGGUACUGCCAUAGCUGCUGCGGCCUCCGGCUUGGUGUUUGGCGAAUCACUCGAUCACGACAUCGGCGCCCACGCUCGAGACGCGACCUACUCUGCGCAUGGCCCUGUUUACGUGACGGAAGAGCCUCAACAAUACGCGCGACCCAGCAUACUGCCCUCGUCCAGGCCUGGCACCAGCUCUUUCAGCCCACCUACCGUGCUUGCCUCAGACAAGCAAGAAGUCUCGAGACCACCUCUCUCCCGUUAUCAGCGGCCGAGGACGUCCCAGUUGACCUCGCCACGAUUGCCCGGCAGGCGCCCCUCAAGACCGAGUCCAGCGGAACCAACAAGACCCUUUAACACAAUUGCAGAAACACCAAGGAACUCUAUAUCGUCCACUAACUCGUGGCUAAAGAGACUGUCCGGCCGACCCCUCUCUCAACACGGCAGCCUUCGUUCCAGUGUUGAGCCCGACUCGACGUCAAUCGCUACUUUCUCCCAGGGGUCCAGCGCGCCGAUUCUAUCGCCCAGCACCGCGACAGCCCGCUCUUCGGCACCAAACAAGCUAGUCAAGCGAACCCCAGGUGCGCCCGGCGAUGUCCAGCCUUCUCGCCCAAGGUCCAAUUCCUACCUCCCGGUGCUCAGAAGACCGGCCACGUCACACCAGCGGACAGCUACGCUACAGCUGCAGCAUCAGUCGAGUCCGACUGUGCCCGCUGAGUCGGCUCGGGGCUCUAUAGACCAAGCACAAGCCCAUGAACUUCUUCCUUCGCCCUUUGAGCGGCAGCACUCUACCCGAACAAAGUCUGGGUGGACAUCGUUCUUCCAUUCUCGCGCCUCGAGCAACAGUGGAAGAAGCAUUGGUCGAAUUGCAGACAUUAACUCGCCGUCACGCAACGACACUGUCAGGCGUGUAAGUGUCUAUAGAGACGACCAUCGCCAGAGGCCACACCUGGUCAAACCGGACAUGGUCUCUCCGACGCCAGACACACCCACGGCGGCUUCAAUGGCCGGCCGCAUUGCUGAACGGCGGGGACAGGCCGAGACCGAUGCUUCUGAGAGCGCAGACAAAACACCUUCGAGACCAUCUACACGGCGUUCCCUAUCCCGAACCCUCAGCUCGGCCGGGAAUUGGGUCACCAGAACGCCAGGAAGCUUGCGAAGGCCUACACGUGCAUCGACACCGAAAGAUGCUGGCCUCCGACAUGUGUCAGACCCUAGUCCGUCACAAGGCCGUAUUUCAGAUCGACGAGGCAAUCCCGCCGAGGGAUCGCCUGCAGACCCCAGCUUCGAUGCCACGCAACCGGGGCCGAAGCCAGGUUCGGCGACCAAGUCGACUUCGCCAGCACUCAGAAGAAACGUUUCUUCACCGUUGCCCCCGCUUUCAGGUGUCUCGAGUUUUCAUGGCGAUUUCUCGAGGACGGCAUCGGGCGGGGCGGUUAGGGUACAAAGCUUGCGCCAAAUUCAGCCCUCGGGAAGCUCUACUAGCUCCACUGCCUUGUCACAACAUCGAGGUCAGCAGCAUGAGCUCACUUCAACCAUGUAUGGUUCUGAGGGCGAUACCCGCGAUUUCAACUCGGUGGAUGAUGACGACACUGAUUUCAAGAGCGACACCAUGUUCGACUCAUUACGGACGGGGGGAUCGGGCCGCUUGCACGCUGUUGAGACGCCACUUGGGUCUAUGUAUGAUGAGUCACCUCCUAGUACGGCCGGCAAUGGCAAGGCCAAACGGUUAUCUAUACAAGAGAUACUCGGGAAAGACUGGGAAGCCAGCAGCAAGAUCUCAGAAGAAGACGAGAACACACAGACUCCAGUUCGGGAGAGGAAGACGGCAACGCACCUGGACACUGAAUAUGGGUUUGCUGGCAAAGACCACGGCCGAUUCUCGAUUGACGAAGAUUUCGACGAGGACUGGACCAGGGAUAUGGAUGACGCGCCUUACAAUGCCUUGUCACCGCCUUCAAAGGGGAGCUCGGUUAACCUGACGGCCGUCAACCCGCAUGUGCGACUUGCUCUGGCCAACGUUUGCGGCAACAGUGUACGAGAGGCCUUGGCGGGAGACCGCAAAGCUGAGAGGCCUUUGAGUAACAUAUUCGACUGGAGCGAGCCGCCUGCGCACGACAAAGCUGAUGCCACAGGCCAUGGUCUACGGCCGCAAACCGCGUACGCCAUUCAGGACGUGGACGCUAGAGGCGGGCGGUCGGCCAUUCGCAAGGGCCCGACACCAACACACGUCCGCAGCCAAAGUGUUCCCGUUGUGCAGGAAGCCGCUGAUGAGACCAAUGCCGCAGCUGGCUCCAAGUAUGGAACCUGGGGACUUGGUGGUACGAAGACGAUCAGUGAGGACUGGGACGAUGACUUUGAGUUCGGCGGCGAAGACGAGAUCGAUGGCCAGGACAUUGACGAUAGGUUCGCAGUACCCGAGUCGAUACAAGCAGCUCAGCCGAGCGUGAAAGCGCACUCUGGGCAGAUUCGCGAGCUCUCGCUGCUCGUCAACGAUCUGCAACGACUAUGCCGCCACGGCAAGGAGAUGGACCUCCUGGCCGGGCCGCAGAGGAGCUUGUGGAAGGAGGCAGAAGGCAUUAUUGCUCUUGCGUCGCCUGACGACGACGACAUGGCUCCCGACUACGACACUUCAUCAUCGAUUGAGCUGGACUUCGAGGCCGAAGACCAAAUUUCCGACGACGAAUUCGAGCCCUCAUCCUUGGAAAAGCUCGAUGCUGCUCUGACGGGACGGGAACCAAUCAUGUCGAAGACAGCCGUUGUCCGAGACCGCCCGUCUCCUCGUCGGCGAUCUGUAUUUUCCCCUGACGAUGAUAUCUUUGGCGCUCAGUGGCCUUUGACCGAAGACAACCUGCAGGCCGCACGUGCGAGCCGGCCGAGGACGCCGGAAUCACGCUUGAUCAGGUCUACGGAUGUCAACGGAGUUGUAAAAUCCGUGGUCGAGGUCAUGCAGCAGCAGCAGCAGCAGCAACAGUCCAUUGCCAACUCCCCUCAGGCCAACGGCAAUGCUCACAGGAAGAUGCAUUUCGACACCAACAGCUUGAAGGUCCUGGUCAAACGGGCUGGCGACCUGAGGGAUAUUCUCUCUGAUAGUAUCCGCCAGGUAGACCAGAUCACGCACAGCCCGGCACGAACGCCUCGUCAUCAGCGGCAGCUCGAGUCGAGCCCUGCCUUUGUCAAGGUUUUCGAUGAUCCUGCCUCAAGUCCACCGAGGCGGGCUGUCCGCAGUCGAACGAACACGGCGAUGAGGGACGACGCUUCGCCAGACGCAUCGCCAUCUAAUGGAGUCACUCGUCGGAUGCAGCUGAUGACGGUGCAAUGAGCCAACCUGGCCGACCUACACUGUGGACUCGGUGUGAGGAUCAGUGUAUAACACUUUUAGUGUGUUGUCAAAGUUUUUCGUUUGUUUGCAUAGCGACGGUUUCCUUUUUCUAUUUAUUUCUACAGCACAAAAAAGUCUGACGACGUCAUUGGCUCAGUCCGCUAGAGGGAAGGGUAUGAUUGAUCACGAGGGUCCUCGUCUUGUCAGCUGAGGAGGACUUGGACGGGAUUUUCUUUAACGUUAGACUCAGUUUCGUCACGAGUGGCCAUGAAACACGACGACGGGU
Molecule: messenger RNA, 3745 nt
Organism: Emericellopsis atlantica
Lineage: Eukaryota; Fungi; Ascomycota; Sordariomycetes; Hypocreales; Bionectriaceae
Exons: 2
Coding region: 127-3459 (1110 amino acids)
Biological process (GO): regulation of mitotic cytokinesis
Molecular function (GO): GTPase activator activity
Source: RefSeq, a predicted model, not a curated record